Messenger RNA from Suricata suricatta (meerkat), 2641 nucleotides. RefSeq names its product NUMB like endocytic adaptor protein (gene NUMBL). Lineage: Eukaryota; Metazoa; Chordata; Mammalia; Carnivora; Herpestidae. The record is from RefSeq and is a predicted model, not a curated record.
GGGGAUCCGGGCCCAGCCGGGGCCGCGGGAGGCGGGGGCGCCCGGGCCCUGGAUGUCCCGCAGCGCGGCGGCCAGCAGCGGACCCAGGAGGCCUGAGCGGUAUUUGCCCCCAGCCCCGUGUGGGGCCCCGGGGCCCCCCGAAGCCUCCAGGACGGAGCCAGAAGGGGCGGGCACCAUGAACAAGUUACGGCAGAGCCUGCGGCGGCGGAAACCAGCCUACGUGCCUGAGGCGUCGCGCCCCCACCAGUGGCAGGCGGACGAGGACGCGGUGCGCAAGGGCACUUGCAGCUUCCCAGUCAGGUACCUGGGCCACGUGGAGGUGGAGGAGUCCCGGGGGAUGCACGUGUGCGAAGACGCUGUGAAGAAGCUGAAGGCGAUGGGCCGGAAGUCCGUGAAGUCUGUCCUUUGGGUGUCAGCCGAUGGGCUCCGAGUGGUGGAUGACAAGACCAAGGACCUGCUGGUAGACCAGACCAUUGAAAAGGUCUCCUUCUGUGCCCCUGACCGCAACCUGGACAAGGCUUUCUCCUACAUCUGCCGAGACGGGACCACCCGCCGCUGGAUCUGCCACUGUUUCCUGGCACUCAAGGACUCCCCAGCCUGUCGCCAGGACAGGACACAUUGGGUGAGGAAGGCAGCACUGGAGGCCGGUCAAAGGGGCUGGGUGGAGAGGAGAAAAUGCCCCCCCCCCGUCAGGUCUCUAAGCACCUGUCUCCUCCGUGUGUCUCCAGCAGAGGCAGCAGCUGCCCCAACUGCGGCUCCUGGCCCUGCCCAGCCUGGGCACGUGUCCCCGACCCCGGCCACCACAUCCCCUGGGGAGAAGGGUGAGGCGGGCACCCCAGUGGCUGCGGGCACCAGUGCGGCCGCCAUCCCCCGACGCCAUGCCCCCCUGGAGCAGCUGGUCCGCCAGGGUUCCUUCCGUGGCUUCCCAGCACUCAGCCAGAAAAACUCGCCUUUCAAGCGGCAGCUGAGCCUCCGGCUGAAUGAGCUACCGUCCACACUGCAGCGCCGCACCGACUUCCAGGUGAAGGGCACAGCUUGGAGACACCCACCUCUCGUGGCCUCAGCUGGCGUGGAAAGUGUUGAUCUGCAUCCAGAAGGCUGGGCUGGUCCCAAAGUGCCUGAGAUGGAGCCCCCGGGCGCCAGUGACAGCGAUGGCAUCAACGCGCUCUGCACACAGAUCAGCUCGUCUUUCGCCAGCACUGGAGCCCCGGCACCCGGGCCACCGCCGGCCUCAGCGGGGACUUCUGCCUGGGGUGAGUCCUCCGUGCCCCCUGCAGCUGCCUUCCAGCCCGGGCACAAGCGGACCCCUUCGGAGGCGGAGCGGUGGCUGGAGGAGGUGUCCCAGGUGGCCAAGGCGCAGCAGCAGCAGCAGCAGCAGCAGCAGCAGCAGCAAGUGGCCUCAGUGCCUCCGGUGGCCCCCGCCCUGCAGCCCUUUCCCGCCCCUGUGGGGCCCUUCGAUGCCACGCCUGCCCAGGUGGCCGUGUUCCUGCCGCCCCCACACAUGCAGCCCCCUUUUGUGCCCGCCUACCCGGGCCUGGGCUACCCGCUCAUGCCCCGGGUGCCCGUGGUGGGCAUCACCCCCUCACAGAUGGUGGCCAAUGCCUUCUGCUCAGCCGCCCAGCUCCAGCCCCAGCCAGCCACCCUGCUCGGGAAAGCCGGGGCCUUCCCGCCCCCGGCCAUGCCCACUGCUCCAGGGAGCCAGGUCCGCCCACGCCCCAAUGGGGCACCCUGGCCCCCGGAACCGGCACCUGCCCCGGCCCCCGAACUGGACCCCUUUGAGGCCCAGUGGGCAGCAUUAGAAGGCAAACCGGCUGUAGAGAAGCCUUCCAACCCCUUCUCGGGCGACCUGCAGAAGACCUUCGAGAUCGAACUGUAGCCUGUGCCGCCCUGCCCACCCCAGCAUCUCCAGGUGCCCACACCUGGGAAUGGAGGCCCAACCUCUCCCUGGUCCCGCUCCCUGGGCCUGCGCCCUCCCCCCAACACCCCCUCUAACCCCUUCCCGCGACCACCCCCCACAACCACUACGGAACCGACAUUGUAACGCCCAGGUUGCGACAGGAUGGAAUUCAGGGACGGACCCAGCCUGGCUAAGGGACCCAUUUCACUGCCAGACUUAGGCUGGCGGUGCCCUUCCCCCACCCCCCUCCAACCCCAGACACAGCGGGAUGGCCACAGUCCCACUGAGCGCCCUCGGUUCAAACUACAUUUCCCAGUUUCUGUUGUUGACCUUCCGCCUUUCAGUGUUGGGUGGGAUGGGGCCCCCCACGAGUGCCCGCCCCAAGUCUGGCCGUCCCCUCCCAGACACAGCACAAGCAAAGGGCUUCCCUCUGCCCACCUGCUGCGUUCACUGCCAAUGCUGUGCUCUCCCCUAUCCCCCCUCUCCCCCACUCGGGCGCCCACAUCUUCCUUGGGCCAAGGUCUCAUGGGGGCAGGGGCCAAGUUGGGGGCCCGGGAGGCAGGGUAGGGGGAAGAGGAAAGAGAUGCUCAGUUACCUCACGUCAGUGCCCGCUGGGGAGGGGUCCGGGAAGAAGGGGGGUGCCUGGCGGGUACUUUUCUAUCUUUUAUUUCCAGAUUUUUUUGUAUCUAAACUCACAGAUUUGUAUUAUACAAGGACAGCCAAUAAAGGAAGAAUAUAAUGGUG